This is a messenger RNA of Sebastes umbrosus (honeycomb rockfish), 2117 nucleotides long. RefSeq names its product wingless-type MMTV integration site family, member 7Aa (gene wnt7aa). The transcript is spliced from 4 exons. The record is from RefSeq and is a predicted model, not a curated record. Bases 515 to 1564 code for a protein of 349 amino acids. Gene Ontology annotation, cellular component: extracellular region. Lineage: Eukaryota; Metazoa; Chordata; Actinopteri; Perciformes; Sebastidae. Gene Ontology annotation, molecular function: frizzled binding; cytokine activity. Gene Ontology annotation, biological process: canonical Wnt signaling pathway; neuron differentiation; multicellular organism development.
GAGGGGCGUUCAGUGUCGGAGAGAAAUAAAAAGUGUCGGUAGUCGGUUUGUCUGUCAGACCUGCAGAGAGCGCGGAUGGUGAUCCAGGACACGAGCUGAACACUAGAACUGGAUCCUGGUCUCAGCUGGACCCUGCUGGACCCUGCUGGACCCUGCAGGACCCUGCUGGAGCCUGCAGGUCUGUGAGGGACCAGGUGAGCUGAGUGUUUUACCUGUGCAGCUGCUCAGAGAGGCAGAUCCCUCAGCAGCAGGAACACGCCCUGAUAUCCAGCAGAAGAAGGUGGACUGAGUGUGAUCCGGAUCAGACACCUGAGAACCAGCAGUCCUGAUGCUCCACCUCAGACCUGCACCGCCGGACUCCCUUCACCAGAUGAAACCAGGACGAGUUCACAUCCAGUUUGUCCCUGAGGACUUUUCUUCCCCUGGACAGCCCGAGGACAGCCUGCAGCUGGGUGUCUGUGCAGCAGAGUGUUGAUCCAGAUCCAGCUGCUGGUCUGCUGGUCUGCUGAGCACCAUGAGCAGGAAGACAAGGCGCUGGAUCUGCCACCUCCUCCUCUGCCUGGGAGUCCUGUACCUGCAGAUAGGGGGUCUGGCGUCGGUGGUUGCGCUGGGAGCGAGCAUCAUCUGUAAUAAAAUCCCCGGCUUGGCGCCCCGUCAGAGGACUAUCUGUCAGAGCCGACCCGACGCCAUCAUAGUGAUCGGAGAGGGCGUCCAGAUGGGGAUCAACGAGUGCCAGUUCCAGUUCAGACACGGACGCUGGAACUGCUCGGCGCUGGCGGAGAGGACCGUGUUCGGGAAAGAGCUCAAAGUGGGCAGUAAGGAGGCCGCGUUCACCUACGCCAUCAUCGCCGCCGGGGUGGCCCACGCCGUCACGGCGGCCUGCACCCAGGGGAGCCUGAGCGGCUGCGGCUGCGACAAGGAGAAACAGGGUUUCUACAACCAGGAGGAGGGCUGGAAGUGGGGCGGCUGCUCUGCAGACAUCCACUACGGCCUCGGCUUCUCUAAAGUGUUUGUGGACGCGCGGGAGAUCAAGCAGAACGCCAGGACGCUCAUGAAUCUACACAACAACGAAGUGGGACGCAAGGUGCUGGAGAAGGGCAUGCGUCUGGAGUGUAAGUGUCACGGCGUGUCGGGAUCCUGCACCACCAAGACGUGCUGGACGACGCUCCCCAAGUUCCGCCAGCUGGGCUACCUCCUCAAGGACCGGUACAACCAGGCUGUGCACGUGGAGCCGGUGCGAGCCAGCCGCAACAAGCGCCCCACCUUCCUGAAGAUCAAGAAACCGCACUCUUACCGCAAGCCCAUGGACACGGAGCUGGUCUACAUCGAGAGGUCGCCCAACUACUGCGAGGCCGACCUGCUGACCGGCAGCAUGGGGACGCAGGGUCGCCUGUGCAACAAGACGGUUCUGCAGCCCAACAGCUGCGACCUGAUGUGCUGCGGCCGAGGAUACAACACGCACCAGUACUCGCGCGUCUGGCAGUGCAACUGCAAGUUCCUGUGGUGCUGCUACGUGAAGUGCAACACCUGCAGCGAGAGGACAGAGGUGUAUACGUGUAAAUAGAGAUAUUUAUUGGACGUGUGUUUGGACCGUUCUGAUACGGAGCGACCGCCUCGCCGUCUCGGCAUUACAACGAUCAUGUGUUGAUUAUACUGAUGCCAAUGGACGUCUGCCACGACACUGGACUCAGAAACUCCUCUUUUUUAUUUUCAUUUUCAUUUGAACGCCAUUUCCUGCCCCAGGCUUGACUUCUCUGCAGGACGUACUGGUCUGUGUUUUUUCUAGACUAAUUAUUUAUUAAAUGAGAAAACUACUGAAAACUCACUGUUGACUACAUCCGGUAGGGUUUUAAUUUAGAUGCCUUCAAGUGCACUUAAAGGGACUCUAUGGAAGAAUCAGAAAUAGCUUGUUAACAGCGACACCUGGUGGCCGUUAAGUCAAUGACAGUCAGCGUUCUGUUGCUUGUGCUCGCGCUACGUAGACGCCAGCAAGCGAGCAUCGGUCAAAACCUUCCUGGACAUGAAAAAGUUUGAAAAAUCUCAAAAAUCUGUGUGCUGGAUUUUUCUAAAUUCCAUUUAUGUCCAUUGCUCAUUUUACGCUCCUCUGGGAAGCAGCC